AUGUCGUCAUGUCGUUGCAUGCUCCGAGUGGUCCCUCUUCGGUCACUCCGGGCUGCCGCCAUGUCGCUCUCCCGCUUCGCCUCUGCGCCCGUCCUCCCGUACGCGGCUCGCUCGCCGACGUCAUCGUCACCGUCAUCAUCAUCGUCACCGUCAUCAUUCCCGGCAGCAUUCUCCUCUGCUGCAUCGCAGGCAUCAGGCGGAGGCGCAGUGGCAGCGGCGGCAGCAGUCGCAGCUGAAGGCGUCGAGGAUGCUGUGGGCUGGAGCCCGCCGUCGCUCGGUCGUGUUCCCUCGUUUGUCCGCAUUGUGGAGGUCGCUCCGCGUGAUGGUCUCCAGGCACUGCAGACAGACGCAGAGAUCACGGUCGAUACCAAGAUCUCGCUCAUCCAGCAGUUGGCUCACGCCGGCCUGCGCAGUAUCGAGGCUGGUUCGUUUGUCUCGGCAGAGUGGGUCCCGCUCAUGAAGGGUUCGGACGAGGUCCUCCGUGCCGUCCUGGCCGAUCCGGACAUGACCGAUGUGGCCUUCCCUGUCCUUGUCCCCAACACGUACGGCUUCAAGCAAGCGCUCGAGGCGGGUGCCCGCGAGAUUGCCGUCUUUACCGCAGCCUCCGAGUCGUUCUGCCAGGAGAACACCAACUGCUCCAUCGCCCAGUCGCUCGCCCGCUGCGAAAAGGUCAUCGGCCUGGCACAGGAGCACGACAUCAAGGUCCGCGGCUACGUCUCGUGCGUCCUCGGCUGCCCGUACGAGGGCGAAAUCGACUCGGCCAUGGUGGCCUACGUCACCGAGCGCCUCUUCCAGAUGGGCUGCUACGAGGUCUCACUCGGCGACACUAUUGGCGUCGGCACGCCCGGCGCCACCGCCGCCCUCCUCUCCACCGUUCUCUCGGCCAUGCCCGACGCCGUCGACAAGCUCGCCGUCCACUUCCACGAUACCUACGGCCAGGCGCUCGCCAACAUCACCAUUGCUCUCCAGUACGGCAUCUCGGUCGUCGACGCCUCAGUCGGCGGCCUCGGCGGCUGCCCGUACGCCCGCGGCGCCUCGGGCAACGUCGCCACCGAGGACGUCGUCUACCUCCUGCAGGGCCUUGGCGUCGAGUGCGGCGUUGACCUCUCACGCCUCUGUGCCAUCGGCCACUUUAUCACAUCGGAGCUCGGCGCUCCGUACAUGUCGCGCGUCGGCCGCGCUGCCGGCAAACGCUCGGGCUUCCGCCGCUCGCGCACCUUUUCCGUCGCCGAGGGCACCGUCCGCACUCGCUACCUCCCGCCCACCGUCCCGCGCAAGCGUGUCUCGGACGAGGAGGAGGCCCGCAUUCGCGCCCUAUACGAGGAUCAGGACAGCGGCGACCUCGAGUUCAAGUAAAAGCAAUGCACGCCGCA
This is a messenger RNA of Thecamonas trahens ATCC 50062, 1373 nucleotides long. Its product is annotated as hydroxymethylglutaryl-CoA lyase. Gene Ontology annotation, biological process: ketone body biosynthetic process; L-leucine catabolic process. Gene Ontology annotation, molecular function: hydroxymethylglutaryl-CoA lyase activity. The coding region runs from base 1 to 1356 and encodes 451 amino acids. The transcript has 2 exons. The record is from RefSeq and is a predicted model, not a curated record. Lineage: Eukaryota; Apusomonadida; Apusomonadidae.